Penicillium hordei is the source of this 369-nucleotide messenger RNA. RefSeq lists its product as uncharacterized. Bases 1 to 369 code for a protein of 122 amino acids. The transcript has 3 exons. NCBI's taxonomy places the organism in Eukaryota, Fungi, Ascomycota, Eurotiomycetes, Eurotiales, Aspergillaceae. The record is from RefSeq and is a predicted model, not a curated record.
AUGCACGAGCCUAUUGCUCACACCCACUCCUUUAACGGUGUCGAAGUCGACAUGUCAAAUGAGACGAAGGACGCCCAGAAUGUUCAAUGUGUCAAUAUUUUGGGCUGUCCUGCGGGGGGUACAAGAACGCUAUCUUCUUCCACUUCGAGGGCUAGUCCCGCAGUCAUGGGGUCCGAAAGAGAACGCAUGAGCCAAUGGCUUGUCUCAAGUGCUCCUCCAAAGAUGACUCUCGAGAUUAUUUCCAGAAUUGACGAAGAAUGCGAAGACGCGAUAAUUGUGGACGAGAUUGAGAUCCACCAAGGUCCGUUCGGGGCGUUCAGAUUGAACCAAGAUCAAGACACCUUGCCUUGCCUUGCGAACCAACUGUGA